AUAGCUAGAGGUUUGUUGAUGUUUGUCUUCCCGCCAUUUUCCCGCGUUAUUGGCUGCAUCUCCACAUUUUAUUACUAAUUAUUCUCAGUUGAUGAUACACCUUAGUGAUGGUGCCUUAGUGAUGAUGCGCGUUCCUUGGUUAACCACAGAAAAAUUAAAAUGAAGUCCAUACUGAAAUACAUAGAGGUGGAGAACUUCAAGUCUUAUCGGGGAUUCUAUCAUGUUGGUCCACUCAAGCCUUUCACGGCUGUCAUCGGCCCUAAUGGAUCAGGGAAAUCGAACUUUAUGGAUGCCAUCUCCUUUGUUAUGGGUGAGAAGACCUCAAGUUUACGUGUUAAAAGACUUAGCGACCUCAUCCAUGGUGCGUCAAUUGGCCAGCCAAUCUCUCGCUCGGCACAUGUAACAGCGGUGUUUGAAAUGGAGGAUGGCAGGGAGAAGCGGUUCACUCGAAUGGUUCAGGGAUCAUCAUCGGACCACAAGAUUAAUGGUGAUGUUGUGAGCAGUCAGACUUACAUGAAGGAACUCGAGGCACUGGGCAUCAAUGUGAAGGGCAAAAACUUCUUGGUAUUCCAAGGAGCCGUCGAGUCCAUAGCUAUGAAAAACCCAAAGGAGAGAACAGCACUCUUUGAGGAAAUUAGUGGGUCUGGGGCUUUAAAGGAAGAGUAUGACCGACUGAAGACAGAGAUGUUGAAGGCUGAAGAAGACACCCAGUUCACCUACCAGAAGAAGAAGGGAAUAGCAGCAGAACGUAAGGAAGCCAAGCAAGAGAAGGAGGAAGCCGAGAGGUACCAGAGGCUGAAGGAUGAAUUGGGUGAAAAACAAGUAGAGAUGCAGCUGUUCCGACUGUACCACAAUGAAAAGGAGAUUGCCGAGUAUGAAAAGGAGGCACGUAGAAAGCACGGAGACCUAGAGAAAGUGGAGAAAAAGAAAGAGAAGGCAGAGGAAGUGCUGAAAGAGAAGAAGAAGGAACACACAAGAGUAUCCAGGGAAAUGGCCAAAAUGGAGCAAGAUAUCAGGGAGUUGGAAUCUGAAGUGAAUAAAAAGCGACCAACAUUCAUUAAGGCAAAGGAGAGAGUGACACACAUGCAGAAGAAGGCAGAUUCAGCACGCAAGUCACUUGCCCAGGCUAUCAAGGCCCACAAUGCUCACAUGGAUGACAUCCGAGAGUUGGAGAGCGAACUGCAAGAAGUGGAGAAGAAAAGAGGCGAGUUUGAGGAUCAGGUCUCGCAGGAUUCUGAGAGUCAAGGUAAGAGUGUACAGCUGGAAGAGGUACAGGUUAAGGAGUAUCAUAAACUAAAAAAUGCAGCAGCCCGCAAGUCAGCCCAGUACCUCCAAGAACUGGACUCCAUUAACCGUGAACAGAAGUCUGAUCAGGACCGCCUCGAUAAUGCCCAACGGCGUACGGCUGAGAUAGAAAAUCGGUUACGACAAAAGGGACAUGAGUUGGAGGAGGCACAGAAGAGGGUAGAAAAACUGAUGGAACACAUACGUCAAUCUGAGGCAUCACUGGAAGAUCAGAAGCGGCUGAGACAGGAAUUGGUAUCAGAUGUUGGGUACAGCAAGGAGAGAAUAACACAGCUUCAAGAACAACUAGAGACUGUAACAGAACAACUGGGUGAUGCACGAGUUGACAAACAUGAAGAUUCUCGUAGGAAGAAGAAGCAGGAAAUUGUUGAGAACUUUAAGCAGCUCUACUCUGGGGUGUAUGACCGCAUGAUCAAUAUGUGUCAGCCCAUUCACAAGAGGUAUAAUGUUGCUAUCACAAAGGUCCUGGGCAAGUACAUGGAAGCCAUAGUGGUAGACACUGAGAAGACCGCACGUCAGUGCGUGCAAUACCUCAAAGACCAGAUGCUGGACCCUGAGACAUUCCUCCCCCUUGAUUACAUUCAAGCCAAACCUCUCAAGGAGAGACUCAGGAACAUUAAGGACCCAAGAAAUGUCAAACUCCUCUAUGAUGUUCUACAAUAUGAUCCACCAGAGAUCAAGCGAGCAGUGUUGUUUGCCACAAAUAAUGCAUUGGUGUGUGAGACACCUGAGGAUGCCUCUAAGGUGGCAUAUGAGAUGGAGGAUGGGCACAGGUAUGACGCCGUGGCAUUGGAUGGUACGUUCUUCUCCAAGUCUGGCAUAAUCUCAGGAGGUAGUUUGGACUUGGCGAGGAAGGCCAAGAGAUGGGAUGAAAAGCACUUGUCUAACCUGAAGUCAUCCAAGGAGAAGUUGUCAGAAGAACUACGAGAAGCCAUGAAGAAGUCACGUAAGGAGUCUGAGCUGAACACGGUUGAGUCACAGGUUCGUGGCAUUGAGACUAGGCUCAAGUAUUCAAGAACAGAUAAAGAAACCACAGAAAAGCAGAUUGCACAACUGCAGAAAGAGCUGGACAAACUGAAAGAGGAAUUGAAUACCUUUGAACCACAGCUACAUGAUAUAGAGAAAACUAUGUCGGAGCGUGAAGCCCUCAUGAGUGACGUUAAGGAAAAGAUGAACACUGUGGAAGACGUGGUCUUUUCUGACUUCUGCAAGUCUAUUGGCGUCACCAACAUUCGUCAGUAUGAAGAACGAGAGCUGCAAGCACAAACUGACCGUGCCAACCGUCGCUUAGAAUUUGAAAAGCAGAAAAAUCGUAUUUUGAACCAGUUGGAAUUUGAGAAAUCUAGAGACACUCAGAGUAAUGUAGCAAGGUGGGAGCGUGCCGUGCAGGAUGAUGAGGAUGCUCUCGAACAAGCCAAACAGGCAGAACAAAAGCAGAUGGGAGAGAUCGAUAAAUCCAUGCGAGAUCUGGAGAAAAAACGGUCCGAGAAAUUGGCGAAGAAAUCGGAAUGUGAUGAAAUGGAUGAUGAGAUUGGCAAGGCACGUCGAGAAGUUGGGGCCAUUGCCAAAGACAUUCAAAGUAUACAAAAGCAGAUCAAUUCCAGUGAGCACAAAAUGGAACAGAAGAAAGGAGAAAGACACUCCAUCCUGAAGCAAUGUAAAAUGGAUGACAUUCUGGUCCCCAUGACCCGAGGCAACAUGGAGGAUAUAGAGAACGAAGGACGAGAAUCUGGAGAAUCCACCUUGGAGUAUUCCUCUGGGAUGAACACUCAGAUCAUGUAUGAGAAGGAGUCAAGGAUUGUGUUGGACUACUCUUGCCUGUCAGAUUCCCACAAGGAGUUGGAUGACUCGGAUGAUGUGCAUAAGGCUGAGAAGCGCAUGCAAAAACACAUUAAUGAGCUCAUGAACACCAUACAGCGCAUUCAGGCACCUAAUAUGAAGGCGAUGCAAAAGCUCGAUCUAGCAAGAGAGAAGCUCCAAGAGACAAACACUGAGUUUGAUAGUGCUCGCAAGCGUGCCAGGAAGGCCAAACAGGCAUUUGAGAGGGCCAAGAAGGACCGCUAUGACCGCUUCAUGGCUUUCUUUGAACAUGUGUCAAAUGAAAUUGAUGGCAUUUACAAGGCACUUGCCAAGAAUCCCUCUGCUCAAGCCUUUUUGGGACCAGAAAAUCCAGAGGAACCAUAUCUUGAUGGCAUCAACUAUAACUGUGUUGCCCCUGGCAAGAGAUUCCAGCCCAUGUCUAAUUUGUCGGGUGGAGAGAAGACCAUCGCUGCGCUAGCGCUCCUCUUUGGUAUUCAUAGUUAUCAACCUGCUCCAUUCUUUGUCCUGGAUGAGAUUGAUGCAGCCUUGGACAACACCAACAUUGGCAAGGUGGCAUCCUAUAUAGUAGAGAUGAAAUCUCAUUUACAGACCAUCGUCAUCUCGCUUAAAGAAGAAUUUUAUCAGAAUGCUGAUGCCCUUGUUGGAAUUUGCCCUGAUCCGGGUGAAUGUCUAAUCAGUAAAGUGUUGACGCUGGACUUGGAAAACUACCCAGUGCAGAGAAGUGAGGACCCAGUUGGGCCUUUUGGUGCUCAGCGAUGAAAAUAAACAUGUUUCCGUGGAAGCAGCUGCGUGUCACCAGUGUUGGACUUAAUCACAGAUGUCAACCCACUAUCUAUAAAAGAGAGCAGGAUGUGUGCUGAAGAUACUGUUGACAUUUAAUUACACUUACAUGUGACAAAUAAUUUGGGGAAUUUACAAACUGUACAAAUCUUAAAUACAACUGCAUUUGAAGUUCUAUGUCUUAAUCAGUGAGGAAAAUAUAUUUAUAUUAAUCUGAUUUUAUAGCUCAUGAAGAUUAAUUUUUUGAACUCAAUGGGUUGCAUGCUAAAUGUUGCCAGUGAUCAUUAAGGAAGCAUUUUCCAUUCCCAGAAGGGUGAAGUGUAUAGCAGAUUUUUCCUCAACAUACCAACAUCCUUACAAAGCAACAGUGGGGCACAAAAAAUCUAAGCUUCCAACACUUUUGUUGGAAAUUUAAAAGAAAAAGUGGGAGUGAUCAUACUACAAGUGGACCUCAAUGUUUGUGAGGGUUUUGAUCCUGGAAAGUGCCUUGAAUGUCAAAAACACGGAUGUUGUUACUUGAACCUUAUGGGGGAAAUAGGGUUAAGGACCUUACCAUUGGUGAAGUAGAGAAAAAUAAAAUAUCUAUAAAUUAUAAGUACAAUAAAAGAGAGUAAAAAGGUAUGCUUUAGUGUACACUGUACAAUUAACUUUAGAGAAAAUUUUAAAUAAUUCUAUAAUCUAUACAGUAGUGUACUUACCACAUGAGGGUAAGCUUUGAUGAAGAUAAUUUUAAUAUAUCUGAUAAUUGAUAUUGUAAUACAGUAUUCUUUUAGUGGCAUCACAUUUUUCUUUUUAUUUGAUAAUUACUUUGCACACUCAUUUAAUACUUUAGGGGCAUGAUUAAGGCCUUGAUAGGGAGGUGAUUCACCAAGAUUAGAAAGGUCAAUCACUACUGUGAACAAACACAAGAUAUGAACAUGCUUGCUUGAGUGUCAAACAAAGGCAGUACUGUACUGUACAAUACAAUACAGUACAGUAUAAUGUUUUGGGGCCUGAGAUGUAUACAGGUUGAAAACCCCUAUCCAAAAUUCUGAAAACCGAAAAAAAACUAACCUAACCAUUCUGAAAUUGUCAAAAAUUCCGAAAUCCAAAACACAUAUGGCCCCAAGGAUUUCGGAUAAGGGAUUGUCAACCUGUACUAUGUAUGUGUAGUUAUGUCCAUGGUAAUUACAAUAUUUGAUAUAAAUAUUAUUUUUAAUUUAGUUAAUAUGUUUGAAGGUGAGACAACAACACCUGUAUACUGCACUACAUUAACAGGUGAGAGUCUUUGCUGCCCCAUUUUCUGUAAAUAGGUUUAGGAAACCACCUGUGUGGUGUUUCAUUUCUUAGGAUGUGUUUAUCAUGCAAUAGAGUCCAGUAUUUAUGUUUGUCUAUAUACAGUGCUACAGUUUAUUAUUGGUCUGCUAAAGAAUCACCUUGCCAUGCUUGAGCUCCUGACGGAGAAUUAUUAGAACCCUCACCAUAGAUGUUUAGAUGGUAUGCAGUACAUUUUGGGUCACUGAAUAGUCAAAACUGCAGAUGUCUAGUCCACAAAUGUUGAGGUCCACCUGUAUAUUAAAUUUAUUUAUAAUUAUUUUUUGAGCUUGUACAGUGAAAACCAAGCUCUUGCAACAUCUGCAAUGAACCACAAUGUUGUAAUUUUGUUCAGGCUUAACCAGUGUGAUGAAUCAAUGCCAUAUUUUUGGGGAGAGUAGAAAUGCUUUAGAAACAAAGGGAAGUUGAAAGAAUAAAUUUGUCAGGUGCACUAAUGUGAAAGUUUCUUACUUAGUAAAUGUGAGAAUGGACUGUGGAGGAGACAACUUGUGCCACUAUCUUUGACAAUAUUCAUCUCGGGUGUAGAUGUUAAAAUGAAACCCCAAGCUUGAAAGAGCAAAAACAACCAUUUGACAAUAUUUUGAUAGCAAAACCUUGAGUAUUAUUUAAGUAUUUUGUUUAUUUUAUUUUUAUUUUUUAAUGUGCCUCAUGGGCAUAGGAUGUAUUAAUUGUGCAUUUUUCUAAUUUGACAUUCUCUUUUGUUAUCCAGAAUUUUCUUUUUCUUUACUGAUGUGUAUGCUGUAUAUUUUAUGUAAUUCUCUCACCUUUGUCUUCACUUGCUUAGAACUCUCUAUCUAUGUAUGACCUUCUGUCCUUAGGUGUGGGGUGGGAGAACUCAUGUAUGUAAAUAUCGAUUUAUAUCCUUUCAUGUUGGCUUCACGUGUAAUAAUUCCCUGUCAAAUCAUUUGAGCUAAAGAGACUUACAGACUAGUGAGCUGCUGUGAAAUGUAUUCCAAUGUGCUGCAAAUUGGUGCCUUCAGUGCUCCUUUGUAAUGUUCAUUUCUAGCACUGACUGACUGUAUACAUUUUCAAUGAGAAAUUUUGAGUUAAAACAAUCCUUGUUACUUUUGUUGAAAUGAGGUGAGGAUGUUUCAGUUGUGUUAUUCCUAUUAUAAUUUGUCAAAAGGAUAAUGUAAGUCCAUUUAGCUCUCCAAGAAUCUAAGGUUACUAUAGAAUUAUUUUAUUUUGUUUUAAGGAGAUAUUUUGUAUAAACACAAAUGAAAGAUG
Molecule: messenger RNA, 6447 nt
Organism: Homarus americanus (American lobster)
Lineage: Eukaryota; Metazoa; Arthropoda; Malacostraca; Decapoda; Nephropidae
Gene: SMC1
Product: structural maintenance of chromosomes protein 1A-like
Exons: 17
Coding region: 160-3885 (1241 amino acids)
Biological process (GO): sister chromatid cohesion
Cellular component (GO): cohesin complex; chromosome; nucleus
Molecular function (GO): ATP binding; ATP hydrolysis activity; protein binding
Source: RefSeq, a predicted model, not a curated record